ACUUAGAGAUAUCCUUUGAUUAGUGUUUUUGAUUUUUGGGUUUCUUGGUGUCUCUGGAUUGUGGUCUUCUUGUGGGUUUUUUGUGUUCUUGAAAUUUAGUUCUUCUCAUUUUUUUUAGUGUUUUAGACUUUUUUUUUGUUGUGGCUGAAAUUUGGCUUCUAGGGAGGCUGGUGAGGGUGGUCAGUGUUGAAAGAGACCUUGCUGCUUCAGAUACUUGGCUCCAUGAAUAUAAGACCAUUUGUUACUUGCUAUGAUCCCAGAGGAGUUGUGAAUUGCGGGAUUAGAAAGCACAGGAAUUCUAAAAAAUUGGAGGAGAGGCUUGAGCAACCGAAACUGCUCAAAAAGGCCAAAUCAAUAGCACCAUGGCACUCUUGCACCAAUUGAAGGCCGUCCUAGCAUGACUCCGGUCUUACGUCCUAGGGGCAUUGGUUUAAAGUAUAACUUACUUUUUUCAACUCUUAAAGCUAGGACAGAGAGAAAAGCUGCUGGUGUUCCUGAUUGUGAGGGGGCUGCAACUACAAAAGCCCCGUGGAACACACCUGAGCUCUUCGAUCUUUCAGCCCUUGAAGGAGAAACAAUUAGAGUGUGGGAAGAUGGAACAAAGAGGAUUGGUCGGCGUAGCUUUAGUAUACUACGAGCUUGCGUGCUGCCUUUGCACAAAUGGAAUGGGACUGUCUCAUAUUAUCAAAUUUGGCAUUGGAGAAACAACUUCAUACGGCAAGGGAAGAGCUUAGUCAAGCCCUUUACCAGGUUUCUAUUUUUUUCGUCAUCAACUAUUGGUUCUUGUAUAAGUUUUAUAUAAUUUCUGUAUGUAGAUUGAUUCAAUGUGGUAUAUCUAUGUGUUGGCAGCAUGAUGCUGCUUGUAUAAGUUUUAUAUAAUUUGUCUACGUAGAUUGAUUCAAUGUUCUAACUAGCUAAACAGUUAGAACAGAAGUUUCUGGAAUAACAAGAAAGAGAAGGAGAUUACCUAAUUUACAUAUGAAUAUCAUGUCAGAUAGAUGUCCUCUGAUUUAUGUUUGUCAUUGAUUCAAAUUAAUCAAACUGCAAACUACA
Molecule: messenger RNA, 1053 nt
Organism: Daucus carota subsp. sativus
Lineage: Eukaryota; Viridiplantae; Streptophyta; Magnoliopsida; Apiales; Apiaceae
Exons: 5
Coding region: 398-802 (134 amino acids)
Biological process (GO): positive regulation of DNA-templated transcription; positive regulation of long-day photoperiodism, flowering
Cellular component (GO): nucleus
Molecular function (GO): sequence-specific DNA binding
Source: RefSeq, a predicted model, not a curated record